This is a messenger RNA of Monopterus albus (swamp eel), 2798 nucleotides long. RefSeq names its product oocyte zinc finger protein XlCOF6-like. Lineage: Eukaryota; Metazoa; Chordata; Actinopteri; Synbranchiformes; Synbranchidae. The record is from RefSeq and is a predicted model, not a curated record. Bases 305 to 2236 code for a protein of 643 amino acids. Gene Ontology annotation, cellular component: nucleus. Gene Ontology annotation, biological process: regulation of gene expression. The transcript has 5 exons.
CCUCCGGGUACUCCAGCUUAUUCCCGCAGCCCAAAGACCCGCAGCUUAGACUGACUGGGAACUCUAAAAUGCAAUUCCAAUGGAUGGACAGAUAGUAUGGUAGAUAGAUUAUCUUGACCCACACCACCUAUUCAGAAGGCGGCAGUAAUGUAGCUGACGUUGAUUGCUAACCGCCAAAAAUAGAAGAGGAAGAAGAAAAACAACGAAGAAGAAGAAGGUCUUGCAAUCUAUACUACUUUGGUGUAAAUCACACGAAGAAGACGAAAGGAGGACAACAGAUGACAGCUCGAAACUUGGUCGGUGCAUGAAUGCAGAUUUUCAUUCAAGUGACUCAAACAUGUCCACCCUGGAAACUUUGGAGAGCCAGAUAUCUGCUGUAAUGGAGACUGUGGUAGAAGCGGCAGUGACGGAGAUUGGCAGACUUCUGGGCGGCUGUUCGGCUCAUGUUAUGGUCGCUCAGCACUACUCUGCUCCAGCUCAAACAGUGAAUAACGAAGAGGAAGCUGACCAAGCGUCUCCACCGGAAGACAGACAGCGGUUUAAUAAAGAUGUAACGAACCAGUUUGCAUCCCUCAUGGAAUCAUGGACCAAAUGUGCAGUGCAGAAAAUAUUAAUGAUAUUGAAAGUGUCCAUGUGUGAAGCUGAAGAUGGUGCUGCUGCAGAGGAGAAAUCCAUGUUCAGCGACAAGACUAAGCAGACAAACAUGAUGCCAAAAGCAGGGCAAGAGGUCGGGUCCAAGAAGAACUCAGGAGCCAGAAGCUCACGUCAGAAGGCAAAAAGAAUUGAGGGAGGACUGAAACCAGAAAGGAGAAAGGAGAAUGACCAUAUAUAUUACAGAGAGGAGCAACAGAAUGAAGAACCACCAGCAUCAGCAGCUGACUCAGAAUCAGUGACUGAGCCUGCUGAUGUAGCCACACAUAACAAGAAAAGCUCUAUAUUCCAGUCUAAACCUGCAGCUUUGUUAACAGAGCCCACCACAGAACCGACCCCUGAGCCGGCACCUGAGCCAGCCUCCGAAGUGAAUGAGGAGGAUGCCAUCCAGGAGGGUACAGACACUUCAACUACCACCUCCGAGAUCAAAAAGACGAAAACCAAAGGGUCAUUCAAAUGUCCUUCUUGUGACAAAAUGUUUGCUCUGAAGUGCUUGGUGGACAGGCACUACCUGACUCACUCCAAACCUCACCUUUGCUCUGAGUGCGGCAAACGUUUUGCCGGACUCCGGGGGCUCACUGCGCAUGCAAGACGUCACACUGGAGACAAGCCUUACAGAUGCCCAGACUGUGGGACAAAAUUUGCUUACAAGUUUACAUUUGAGAGACACAUGCGGCAGCACAGCCUGAAGAAACCAAACACCCACACAUGCACACUGUGUGAGAACCAGUUUCCUGGGGCGUUGGCACUUCAGCGACACAGGUGUCCUGCCCUGAAAAAGACAUUUGUGUGCUCUCUUUGUCCAGAGACUUUUGAGUGCAGACAGAGUUUGGCCAAUCAUGAGAACCUACAUUCAGGGGAUAGAGAUUUUGUCUGCGAAAUGUGUGGCGAGAGUUUCUUCUCAUUCUCGUCUUUGGCCACUCAUCGGGUGACUCACAUGCAAAAGGAAGCCUGCUGCGACCUGCUCGGCCUCGGAUCCAGCAACAUGAGCGUCCUCAAAAAUCACCUGAGCAAACACACUGGAGAAAAACUUUUCACCUGCAAGGUUUGCGGCAGGGGCUGCAGUCACCAGAGUGCUCUGAAGCACCACAUGUUGACCCACACAGGAGAGAGGCCGUAUGUCUGCGAGACCUGCGGCAAACGCUGUGGCCACGCCAGCGCGCUCCAGAACCACAUGAGGAUACACACUGGAAAGAAACCGGGGCAGCAGCCAGUCUGCGACAUCUGUGGCAAAAAAUUUCGCUGCAUGGUAAAUCUUAAAUAUCACAUGAGCAUCCACACAGGGGAGAAGCCUUAUGCCUGCAGUCAGUGCGAUAAAAAGUUCAGCAGUCCCAGCAAUCUGAAAAUACACAUGACAGUUCACUCGGGGGAGAAAAUGUACGGCUGCAACGUCUGCAGCAGGAGGUUCACUCAGUCCAGCAGCCUCAGGAUGCACAGACUGAUCCACACAGGAGAAAGGCCGUAUCACUGUGUUAUCUGCAAGAAAGGAUUCAUACACAGUGCUGACUUGAAGAAACAUCAGAAGGGUCACAUGCCAGAGGAGCCCGGAGAAGAACAGUUUGAAAAAGCUACACUGAAAAUCUAAAAUGCUGCUCAACCACUUCUUGCACCUAGCACUGAUAUAGUAGAUUGUUUUUGUUUCCACACAGUGGAAUUAGAGUUGGGCAAUGUGACAUUAAAAGCUGUGAGAUAGCAGGAAUUUGUCACCCAUCAAAGAUUUGAUAAUCCUGUUUAAACUGAGGUGUCUAUCUCUUUGAUAUCUCUAGUUGUACUGCAUUGCCAAACAAUCAACAGGACUAUUGUGUGGCAGUAUAAUGUGAACAAGUUCAGCGUGUGAUUAUUAUUAUUAAUGGUCUGAAGAUUGUUUGUGGGUGAAUUUACAUGCAGUACAUUGUCUAAAGUGUGUGGAGACAUUGUGAUUGUUUAGCAUGUCACCUGGUGUCUAUAAAGUUUGUUCUCUGCUGUCCUCAUCAGUCACUGCUGACUUUACUGCUCUCUCUUAAAGCACUCUUGUUUUUUCACUUGGUUGUUCUCACUAGAAUCACGCACAUUACUUACAUGUGGGUAAUUUCCUGUGUCAUUAAACAAAAGGAAGGACAGGAGGAAGGAAAUUAGGAAAUUAAAGAAAGCAGACAGCCUAAGAUAAU